This is a messenger RNA of Chroicocephalus ridibundus (black-headed gull), 2669 nucleotides long. Its product is annotated as putative protein CRIPAK. The coding region runs from base 474 to 1412 and encodes 312 amino acids. The transcript has 2 exons. NCBI's taxonomy places the organism in Eukaryota, Metazoa, Chordata, Aves, Charadriiformes, Laridae. The record is from RefSeq and is a predicted model, not a curated record.
AAGGGCAAAGGGAGGAAAAAAAGAGAGUUAGGAAUGAGAAUUUUCUAUCAGCAGAGAUAGACAGGGAGGAGGCUGGUUUUAGCCUAAGACUUUUGCUUUAAAAAAUAACUCAGUGGUUUAGAUGCUGUCCUGAAGAGCCCUUUCAAGAGGAUGAUUUUUAAUUUUUUUUUUAAAACAGCAGGCAGUUCCUCCUUUGGGGAAAUCACACCAAUUUAAGGUGUUUUGAGUUGGACUCCAAGUUGCUUUUCACGACUUCCCUCCCCAUAUGUCUACGCUGUCUGUGACUUGAUAGGAAUAACUAGCGAUGCCAGUGAGAAACCGUGCGUCAGAGGUAACCUGAGGCCUCCUGCACGCUGAGAUAACUAGGGUGCCAUGAUCCCGCACCCACACCUUGUGCAACGACGACAUGUUUUGAAGGACUGAACAAUGUCAGGGGCAGCUGAAAACGGGGCCACUAAUUCAGGCUUGUCACCAUGCUGCACCACACAGGUCCCCAGAAUGACACCUUGGGGCACCCUUGGCCGUGUGCAUGCAGUUGGGUUUCCCAGGAGGCAAGGAAACACCCAAGCCCCAAAGGGUCUGCUGGAGCUCUCCGUAAGCAGCGGGAUGGCAGGAGGGACAGGCUAUCCCUGCAGAUAGCCACGGAGCUGCACGUUGGCUGCCCUGCUAGGGAGGGUGGCCCACCGGGUCUCUCCCAUGUGCCAGCCACCCCUGAGCUCCUGCAAGGUGCUCUCCUCCAGCCCAGAGCUCCUUCAAGGUGCUCUCCUCCAGCCCAGAGCUCCUUCAAGGUGCUCUCCUCCAGCCCAGAGCUCCUUCAAGGUGCUCUUCUCCAGCCCAGAACUCCUGCAAGGUGCUCUUCCUCCAGCCCAGAGCUCCUGCAAGGUGCUCUUCCUCCAGCCCAGAGCUCCUGCAAGGUGCCCUCCUCCAGCCCAGAACUCCUUCAAGGUGCUCUCCUCCAGCCCAGAGCUCCUGCAAGGUGCCCUCCUCCAGCCCAGAGCUCCUGCAAGGUGCUCUCCUCCAGCCCAGAGCUCCUGCAAGGUGCCCUCCUCCAGCCCAGAGCUCCUUCAAGGUGCUCUCCUCCAGCCCAGAACUCCUUCAAGGUGCUCUCCUCCAGCCCAGAGCUCCUGCAAGGUGCUCUCCUCCAGCCCAGAGCUCCUUUAAGGUGCUCUCCUCCAGCCCAGAGCUCCUGCAAGGUGCCCUCCUCCAGCCCAGAGCUCCUGCAAGGUGCUCUCCUCCAGCCCAGAACUCCUUCAAGGUGCCCUCCUCCAGCCCAAAGCUCCUUCAAGGUGCUCUUCUCCAGCCCAGAACUCCUUCAAGGUGCUCUCCUCCAGCCCAGAAAGCCUUCACCUGGCAGCAGAGGAGUGUCCACUCAGCACCUGACAUCAAUGAGAAACUCAAUGCACCCCACAUAACUCUAGUCUUUGGCCCGUUUUCUGGGUGUUUUCUAUUUUCUGACUAUCUCCGCGUUGGCUUGACAACUGCCAGCAGUCAGUGCUUGCAUUGCAAGCUCAGGACAACGUGUUUUGCAAGCUAUUUCAAAGGAAAUCCAUUUCAUCCCAAAUCAAAGGCAGAGUGUUUGCUUUGGCGCCCUUCUCCCCGUCCCUCUCCGACAGCCUCGCGGUGCAGACCGAACGGGGAGAGCUCUGCACCAUCAGCAGGAUUUUCAACAUGACGCACAGCCCUUAUGCAAUCACCCAGAAUUUAUGACUUUGUAAAUUAAUUUAAAAAAAACCCCACCAAAACAGCCCAACCCGCAAUUCAAGAAUAAACUUCUUUUCCCCGUAACAAAAGCUGCUUAUAUUUCAUCGAGAGCUCAGCUCCUUCAGCCUCAGCCACUGCCUGCCAAACCUGAACAAGAACAAGGGCUGCUGUCACUAACCCUGCUUACGAGCCGCUUCAAGGGUUUCUUUGGACUCAGCCUUAAACAGAUCAACAGAUCCUGCAAAUAUGGGCAAGGUUUUCCAAACCCUGCCCUCGGUGGCACCACCGAGAGCUUCAGCGCUUGAGAACAAACCGCCGCUGGGUCUCGCAUGAUUUGGCUUUGCUCCCCGAGUCCCAGCCGCCGCAGCCAUUUCUCUGCUCGUUUGCUUUUCUGCUGCUAAUGGGGAUGUUUCUGGAGUUUAUGAUUACAGAGGAAGGCAAAGGGAAGGCAAUCCCUGAACGCCGCAGGAAAAGGGAGAGGCUGGGUUAAAAUAAAAGGAAAAGCUAUUUUUUGUUUCGAAAAGGACACAGUUUUCAAGCCAGCUUCAUGCCUUUUUUUUUUUUUCCCCCUAAGCCACGCCGAUCUCGAGCGAGCUAACCCAACCCUGCUGACCACCCUUUGGAAACUGUCCCCUCCGAGGACCUGCCCGCCCGCACUCCCCGCUCUCAUCAUGGCAGCGAGCGAUUCCCCGCACACACCACCUCCUUCUGGAGAAGCCUUUCAUCCCAGUCAUGCCAUUUGUCACCUUAGGCACUGCUCCUCAUGUCCCUCCCUGUGCCACCACGGAGGAACCCAGCAGCCCCCGAGGAAGGAAAAGCAACUCAAUAAUAUGCUCAAAGACCUCCCGAAUAGCCAGAAUAACAGUAGGAUUGCCAGCGGAGCUGAUCCGAACGUGAAUCAUGGCCGCUGACAGCCGAAUGUGGCCUUAAUCAGAUCUGUCAGACAAUAGCUGACACUGAAGAAAAUG